Molecule: messenger RNA, 2379 nt
Organism: Scedosporium apiospermum
Lineage: Eukaryota; Fungi; Ascomycota; Sordariomycetes; Microascales; Microascaceae
Exons: 4
Coding region: 1-2379 (792 amino acids)
Molecular function (GO): oxidoreductase activity
Source: RefSeq, a predicted model, not a curated record
AUGCGCCCUUCGCAUUCCCUCAUUGGCGCUGCCGUACUGGCUGCUGCCAACGCCGAGUCAUGCGUAUCUCUGAGGACCAGGACCUCGAUGAAGGAGGUUAUCGUUACCAAGACCCUCGAGGUCACCGAGGUCAUCGAUUGCCCCGGACCGACCUUGAUUCCCUCUCAGUGGCCCAGUCACGUCAUCCCAACCCUCAAGCCACCCGCCACCACCACUCUUACUACCUCUUACAUUGUCACGUCGUGUCCCCCCACAGUCCCGAGCUGCUCUAUCGGCGAGACCACCACGGUGACUAUCACGACGACGUGUGGCGAUGAUGAACCGGAGACUACUCGUAGUCCAGAACCUUCAGCCCCGUCAACUGCCGGCCCCGAACCUUCGACUAGCGAGGACUGUGAGGAUGAAACCUCUACUACUCCCGCUAGCCCUACAACCUCUAGCUGUGAAGAGGAAACGACUGCUAGUCCCGAGCCUUCCACUAGCUCCGACUGCGAAGACGAGACUACCACUUCUCCAGCCGUUCCCACAACUUCUGAUUGUGAUGAAGAGUCAACUACUACCGGACCUGAGCCAUCCGCAACCUCGGACUGCGAGGAGGAGACAAGUACUCCUGGCCCUGAACAGCCCACUAGCUCGGAUUGUGAGGAAGAAACCACCACUGCUGAUGUCCAGCCCUCAACAACUUCGGACUGUUAUGAAGAGACUACUACCUCUCCUCCUGCCCAGACCACCUCGGACUGCGAAGAGGAGAAGUCUUCUACGUCAGAGUCCACGCCUACGACUUCGGAUUGUGAUGAGGAGCCGUCGACUGCUCAUCCCUCUCCGUCCACCACAAGUGACUGCGAUGAAGAGACCACUACGUCUCCCCCCGCUCAGACUACCUCUGACUGCGAUGACGAGACCACCACCACCCUCAGCGUCCCCGCUACGACCGAUUGUGAAGAUGAGAGUACCAGUAGCCCUGCAUCUCCCACGACUUCCGACUGCGAGGAUGAGACAAGCACUCCUGGCCCUGAACCAUCUACGACUUCAGAUUGUGAAGAAGAGACAACCACUUCUGAUGUCCAGCCCUCCACAACAUCGGACUGUGACGAGGAGACGACCACCACCAGCCCUAGCGUCCCCUCCACGACCGAUUGUGAGGAUGAGACCACCAGUAUCCCCGCGCCUCCCACGACUUCUGACUGCGAAGAUGAGUCCACAACCCCACCUAGCCAGCCAACUACCUCGGACUGCGAAGAUGAGACAACGACCACUCGACGUCCCACUUUUUCAACUAGCGACUGCGAGACCAGCACCCUGAUCACAAGCACCCGACGUGGAAAACCCACAACCACAACCACAAAGGCGCCGAGCUCUACUUCGAAGAAGACAUCCUCCACCAGCCCUCCUUCUACUCCGACCGACUGCCCUAGGAACUAUCCCGCCGACAUUGUCGACGAGCUUCGUGAUGAGAGCAUCGACAAGUUGAAGGAUUACUUGGCUAAGAACCCUCCAUCGAGCGGUUGCACUCUCGAGAAUGUCAGCAUCCGACGUGAAUGGUCUGACCUCUCUGUUCCUAAGCGGGAGGAGUACAUCGCCGCGGUCAAAUGUCUCCAGAAGCUCCCUCCCAAGUCCUCGGCCAAGGAGGUCCCCGGUGCCCGCUCCCGCUUCGACGACUUUGUUGCUGUUCACAUUCUCCAGACGGACUCUGUCCACAACACGGCCAACUUCCUCUCGUGGCACCGUUACUAUGUCCACGCCUACGAGCAGGCCCUCCGCAACGAAUGCGGGUACACCGGCGCCCACCCUUACUGGAACUGGGACCGCUACGCCAAGGACCCCGCAAACUCGCCCAUCUUCAACGGCAACUCGUCCUCGAUGAGCGGUAACUCCCCCUCCAAGGGCAAGUGCGUCAACACGGGGCCCUUCGCCGACAUGUCCGUCAACUUGGGUCCUGGCAAGUCGACAAAGUAUAACCCUCGCUGUCUCGAGCGCGACAUCAGCAAGGACUGGGCCUCAAUGACGACCGUAGAGUACUCGUACCCGUUGAUUGCCGAGAGCAAUUCCAUUUCGAGGUUCCAGGAUAGGCUCCAGGCUGUUCCUGGUGUUCAUGGUGGUGGUCACUUUACGAUUGGCGGUGAUCCCGGGGGUGAUAUUUAUACCUCGCCCGGUGACCCGGCGUUCUACCUCCACCACGCAUCGAUUGACCGCGUCUGGUGGCUCUGGCAGCUUCAGGAUCUUGACGCUCGCCUGUCCGCUGUUGCGGGCAAGGUUGUUGGAUCUUCCAAAUCCGGAUCGCUCGAUGAUCCUAUUGGCCUCGGUGUCAACGGUGCGACCAAGAAAAUUCGGGACGUCAUGAACACCAUGGACGGAGACUUGUGUUACAUCUACAUGUAG